AACUGGUUGGAGAGGGCUGGAGACGCGGCUGCAGGAGAGGAUCCGCGUCCAGUAUUUGGUGGUUGUGAUGUGAAUUUGAGAAGCCUGGUGUUUGCAGAGUCUGAAGAGCUGAGAUUGGAUCACAUAUACUAUCUGAUUCUAGGGUUAAAUUUUAAUUCACUCUACUCUCUCGCUCUCUCGCUUCACGCCUCACACGUUUUCUGUCUCUUGCUCACUCUACUCAGUUCCCUUCCCAAUCGCCGCUCAGCCAUCACCGUCGCCACUCACGGGGAGACUCGCCCUCCUCGACCGACGUUCCCUCCACAUCCUUCAACAAAGUUUCCGGCGUCUGUUCGAGCAUGUGAAUCAUAGGAAGAGGAGGCGAAUUUGGUAAUUUGUUGUGUGUUCGAAAUGGGUGAAAUUUGGUGGUCCCUCUUGGGGGCGGCGAUCCCCGUGGUGGUGGCGGGGCAAGCGUUUCGCGUGAAGAAACGGCGUGCAGAGGAGCAGAGGCUGCAGAGUGCUCGUGGGAGGGAAAGGAGUUCCGAUGAAAUCUUCGUUUGUGAGAGGGUCUGCACUUCAAAGAGGAUGCUCAAGAAGGUUGGUUCCUUCUCCAAGGACCCCAUUCCUGAUACCUGCGUCACCGUUUGCGGCGUUUCCGAUUUAGAUGCCUGUGCUGAUGCCUGUGCCCGCACUGUGUGUAUCAACCAACAUCAAGUCCCUAAUUGGAACGACAUUUGCCUCAGGAGGUGCCAGAGUGAAUGCCUCAAACUCUCUUCUCAGAGUCAGUCCUCGUAGCAGUUGAGUUUUAUUUAGUGGAAUGUGCUUUGUCUAUUCCAUGAUUUUUACUCCAGAAUUCAGAAUUUUUACAACAAAUUCUAUGGAAAUGGAAAUGGGGUUUAUUCCACUAGGUGCUGGUUCAUUUUGUGUUCACUGACUUGAGAUCUAUAUGAUUCUUUUUUUUUCCUGCCUCAUUUUUGCUUUUGCAAGCAUGCAGAAUUUGGAAGGAUGCAGAAUUUGGAAUGAUGAAGUAACUUGACCUCCAUUAACUUAA
This is a messenger RNA of Glycine soja, 1030 nucleotides long. RefSeq lists its product as uncharacterized. The transcript has 2 exons. The coding region runs from base 391 to 774 and encodes 127 amino acids. NCBI's taxonomy places the organism in Eukaryota, Viridiplantae, Streptophyta, Magnoliopsida, Fabales, Fabaceae. The record is from RefSeq and is a predicted model, not a curated record.